This is a messenger RNA of Camelus dromedarius (Arabian camel), 5484 nucleotides long. RefSeq names its product protein kinase cAMP-dependent X-linked catalytic subunit. Gene Ontology annotation, molecular function: ATP binding; cAMP-dependent protein kinase activity. Lineage: Eukaryota; Metazoa; Chordata; Mammalia; Artiodactyla; Camelidae. The transcript is spliced from 9 exons. Bases 1 to 1068 code for a protein of 355 amino acids. Gene Ontology annotation, biological process: peptidyl-serine phosphorylation; signal transduction. The record is from RefSeq and is a predicted model, not a curated record. Gene Ontology annotation, cellular component: cAMP-dependent protein kinase complex; cytosol.
AUGGAGGCUCCCGGGCCGGCCGCGGCGGCCGCCGACUCCCGAGAGGGCCUGGGGGCCGCCCCCGACGGGGCGCCCGCGCGCGUCCCCGGCCCCGAGGCGCCGGCGCCCCAGCCGCCCGCCUACCGCCUGCAGGACUUCGACACGCUGGCCACCGUGGGCACGGGGACGUUCGGGCGCGUGCAGCUGGUCCGGGAGAAGAAGGCCAAGUGCUUCUUCGCGCUGAAGGUGAUGAGCAUCCCGGACGUCAUCCGCCUGAAGCAGGAGCAGCACGUGCACAAUGAGAAGUCCGUGCUGAAGGAAGUCAGCCACCCGUUCCUGGUCAAGCUGUUCUGGACAUGGCAUGACGAGCGCUUCCUGUACAUGCUGAUGGAGUUCGUGCCAGGGGGCGAGCUCUUCAGCUACCUGCGGAACCAGGGCCGAUUCUCCAGCACCACCGGGCUCUUCUACUCGGCGGAGAUCGUCUGUGCCAUCGAGUACCUGCACUCCAAGGAAAUCGUCUACAGGGACUUGAAGCCGGAGAACAUCCUUCUGGAUCGAGACGGUCACAUCAAGCUCACUGACUUCGGCUUCGCCAAGAAACUGGUGGACAAGACGUGGACCCUUUGCGGGACGCCCGAGUACCUGGCCCCGGAAGUCAUCCAGAGCAAGGGCCACGGGAGAGCGGUGGACUGGUGGGCGCUCGGCAUCCUGAUAUUUGAGAUGCUCUCCGGGUUCCCUCCGUUUUUUGAUGACAACGCCUUUGGCAUUUAUCAAAAAAUUCUUGCGGGCAAGAUAGAUUUCCCCAGACAUUUGGAUUUCAGUGUCAAAGACCUCAUCAGGAAAUUGCUUGUUGUCGACAGAACAAGGCGACUGGGAAACAUGAAGAACGGAGCAGAGGACGUGAAGCGACAUCGGUGGUUCCGGACCGUGGACUGGGAGGCUGUCCCACAGAGAAAACUGAAGCCCCCCAUCGUGCCCAAAGUGUGCAGUGAGGGCGAUACCUCCAACUUCGAAGCCUAUCCUGAGAACGACUGGAACACGGCCCCUCCGGUGUCGUCGAAAGACUUGGAAGUCUUCAAGAAUUUCUGAGGGCAAGAAUCCCCGUCUGGAAGAAACGGGACAAUUGGAGCCUGCCUGGGACAGGUGGCUGAGCCCGUGCAGAGCUGAAGAAAGGUCUUCACGGGACCAGGACAUUCCCACGUUUCUGGACGUGUGGAUGUGGACCAAGACGCUGCAGCCCUGUUGGCCUCCGUGCAUCUGUCAUCGUUUAAGCAACUGGAAAUCCACUGCACAGUAGGACGUUUAGAACAAUUGUUUGCUGGUUGAUUUUAUCUUCUGUUUCAGCUUUUGUGUUCCUACUGUGAUAGCUUGGUUUUUUUUUUUUUUUUUUUUCCUCAUAGACUUGACGUUACACGUUUGAGCUGAACUUGUUGAGAUACAACCACAAAUUGCGUGUGGGUGCGUGCGUGUGUGUGUCUGAAAAAGACAGUGUGAUUGGAGCACAGUUUGUCCAGUGUUUCUGCUUUCUAGAGGUUAUGGUUUUUAUGUUUCAGUAUUUUUUUUCAAGAAUCUAUUCUCUUGGGGACAAAAGUCUAAACAGUAUGAUGUGUGCAGUUCUGAAUCAUCUUAUACGCAUUUUAUGGUUCUACGUGAAGAAAAUAUUAUAUGUCGGUCUGUAUCCAACACCUUUAGUGCUUCGUGUCUGGAAACCUCGGGUCUUGAAACCAGAAAGAAAGGGAAGGGGAUGGGGGUUUCAAUUUUAGUACAAGACUCGCCAUUGACCAUGAACGUUAUUCAAGGAGUUUUUCUGUAUCACAUUGAAAAAAUGUCAUGCUCCGCAGAGGGACGGCUGCCUAUGAAAAAUGCCAGCUGAAGUCCCUCGCCUAGAACCCAUUUCCUAAAGCAUGACAAGUAGCUUUCCGAUUGGCUCAAUGAGCUUUCCCGCAAAGGUUCUCUUUUCCCUUCGGUUUUGGGAAAAGUGAGAAACGGAACAAAAAGCGAUGGAAACAUCUGAACCCCUGCUCAGUUUUCGGUUCUCCUUGGAACCGUUCAGCGUGAGUCCGUGUAACCACACGCUCUGGUUUCGUAGACCUGGUGGGCUUGUGCAGAGUGACCACUGACUGAGAUGUCUUUGUCUUUGGACCUGGUUCUGACGACGCUCCGGAGGUUUACUCCGCCGUGUCCUUCCCUGAGGAGUGACCCCACGGCGGCCGGCUGUUGAGUAGGCGUCUUCUCCAAGACAGGCCAUGAGUAGAGGUCCUUGGGGCUCGUGUGGUCUCCAGUUCAUUUCCUCCUCUACUCUUCUGCUCCUGCUUCCUGGUUCUAAACUUUGCUGUGAAAAUCUGCGGGUUCUGCGUGUUCUGGGUUGGCUCCGAGUGGCUGAGACCUGUUGUGCAUCCGGCCAUCGGACCCAACCGUCACCUCCCCGUGGGGUCUGGGCAUUCGAGGAGUGGCUUCCAGAGCCGUCAGGGCGCGCAGGGCUUCGCCCAGCAACUUCUUUCCUAUUCCUCUUCUCUCUUGCUCGGCCAAGGAAGGUCCAGCUCCUCCAGCAACCGGGAUGGGGGCAGCGUCUGCCGUGGAGGUGUGCUGGUAAAAAUGGUCUGGGGGACCCCGCAGCUGGCAGCCCGCUCCCAGGCCCGCGCCGCUCGGGUGCACUUGGCUCAGCGGCCGCUGAUUCGCCGGGCCGGGCCAGGAGGGUGCUUCAUCCCGCCGUCUUUGCCACGUCUCUUUCCUGCAGCCACGUCUCGGGGUGUGCGGAGCUGCCUUUUGGGAAAACCAUACAUUUUUUUUUUCUUAAGCAGCAAAAAUGUCAAAGGAGGUGCAGCCCCCUAUCAGAUUUGGCCAGAUUCCAUUACAAAUCAGAAGGGAAGGCCUGCCUGGAGGGUGAUGGGAAGACAAGUUACACCCAUAAAAGCUUUAAAUUGAGGGCACUAACCCCCCCCUUCUCAUUAAUGAGCAAUUCUUCAAAUACAAAUCAACUCUGUAGGUGAGAGUGAGUCCGCGAUUUAGUAAAACAAACUCUUUACAAUGAAUAACUCAAUAAAAAGUUAUUUCCAGAGGGCGCGGCUGGAUGAACGUCACCGUGGAACUGUGUUUUUUCAGCCUGUGCUUCUGAGUCGCCGUGCUGUUUGCAUUAAGCGGAGGCCCAGCACGGACUGAAAACCUCGGCACGCCAUUCCUGGGCUGUUUCCGUCCUUGGAUGUUAGGACGUUAAAUCAGCAAAGUGAACUCGGACUGAGACACCAGGUGCACGAGGGAAAAAGCCCCAGGCUCGUGUCCUCUGCCUCUAAAAGUAAAUCAGAAUGAUUAUUUUGGAGAGCCUUGGGCUUAAAAAAAUAGAAAAUAAAUGAAACACCUUCCUUGAACACAAUACCAAAUUGUACAGGACACCCGUUGCCCCCCAGACCUCUUUUUGGGUUUCAUUCUUCCUGUCCGGGGCUUCCUAUGUGCUUACAUGAAGCUAGUGGCAAGAAUGCACCACAGUGCAUUGCCUUAGUUUCAGACAGAUACGCUGGAGAAGCAAACUGCGAAUGCAUCAAUGUCUUUGUUCUCGGAAAACACAGGAAUCAGCCAUCAGGCAUGCAAAACAAACUGAAAUUCAAAAGGAUUUCCAAGAACGCCAGACGGCGUUCAGGUCCCCUUCAGGACACUCAGGUGCAUUUCAGCAUCCAAAGUGUGACCUGCCCGUGCGUGGCUGGGGUGAUGGGGCCGUAAAUUAAACGGUGUGAUAUAAUGCAAAAAAUUGGUGUGACCAAAACGUGUCUUAAACUCGUACAUCACUCACGACGUACAACUGGAGAAUAAUUUUUACUUGGUGGAAAUUCUGAAAUUUUCAUGUACGGGAUUGAAAAUGAUCAGCCUGCAGAGUUUUGAAGAAGAUUCGUGGAACUCAGCACAACCUUCAGAGCUGUCAAGUGAUAGAUUUAUUUUGUCCUAUGCAAUUUGACACGUUGGCAAUGGUUUCUUAAGUGAGGACGCUAUUUAAAAUGUCUGUAGGAAACGUGUACAUUGCAAGAGGUGGACGGAGUGUCGCCAGCCUGCCUUGUUAGGCACCUGUAAAGCCAAGAAGGAUGUAAAACCGCAGCUCGUCCUACAAGCGUAUCGUCCGCGGUCAUUGGCCGACGUCCAGUUCCUUCCCCGCCAGUGUCAGAACCCUUCUUAUCAACAAUGUGUCGUCUGCCGGCAAUGGGAAAAGUGUGAAGUCUGCUGUCGGUGACACACAACAUGCAAAAGAAGCCCCACCAGCCACAUUGGGGUGUCCGUGCCCCCAUCGCCACGAUGCUUGAAAACGCCACGCUCCAUUCCUGGUCCUGGGGCGGCCGCAGCAUCACACGUUUGUACGUGUCUCACACGGUGUCCUGUCUCAGUCUCUGCGUCAGGCCUCACCUGCUCCCGAUGGCAGAGUCCCCGGCAGCGCUCGGGUCGAGCGACAUGACUUUCAUUUGCCACUUCUACGUGCCGUUGACCCGCUUUACCUCUCGAUUUGGAACCACUGUAACCAGGAUCCACGGCUCCAUGCUGUCCGCUGACCACGCUGAGGGACCACUUUGUCGGCAGCCAGGACCACUCCCAAAUCCUCGCCCUGCCCUACGAGUGCAAGGAAGAUUGUCUGUUUUUUUCCCCUCAUCUCUGUGAUUUUGCAUCAGAAAAUGGACACCAUCCCAGAAGCCCUCAAUCGCCCAGUUGAGAUUUGAAAUGAGACGCCUGUGUUGUCCUUUUCCCAGUGGUCCGUCUACCCAGCGAGUAUUUCAGACCCGUUGGCCGCAUCCUACGUGCUGCACCAUGUGUCCCUGUUUCUGACUUAGCUAAUUCAACUUGAGUGGAUGUAACCAAAAACAGAAAAAAGCACAGGCAUAGUUGUCUUAAUAAUGUGUUUGAGUCGGGUGUGUGUGUGUGUGUGUGUGUGUGUGUGUGUCUUGGUGGAGGUGGAGCGUGGAGGGAUGUUUCCCCCAAGGACGACGUUUUGGUGUCAGGUUGGUUUUUGCAGACCCAGGGAGCAGCCCUUCGUGACAAAAGGGAAAUACCCCGUAACGGUUUCAUCUCAGCUGUGUUUCAAAACGUUCCGUUGAUCUGCUGUUUGAUCCGGUGGCCACCUCUGUGAUUUAAGUAAAAGUCAUUCAGGCUGUGUUUUCACACCUGGGAUUUGAAGCCUUUCGACUUCCAGGCUGUCUUGCUUCGGUCCCUCAGAUUGGUUCCCAGCUCUGCAAGGCGGUCGUGGCUUCCUUCUUUCCGGUGAGAAUGGACCCCCUUGAGCAGGUGCGGCACGUCCCCGGCGUGUCCCCCACCCGCAUCCCUGCCGGGUCAUCCCAGCUUCUCGUGUGCAUAAAACAAACAAAACAAAACAAAAAACAACAAGAACAAAAAGCCUGUUUCUAACCCUGUCAAUUCCUUGCACAAUGAAAAUCACUGUGAUUUGUAUAUAUAAAAUUUGACUGCUGUCUAAUUUAUGGAAUGAUACUAUGGAUUCCAAAUUUGUUUAAUAAACUUUGUAUCUUUGAAGAUAAA